AUGUACCGCAGCAGGCCCUCUUUGGAAGGUCGUGCAGCUGGACCUCCACGCAAGAAGCGAGGCCUCGGUGCAACAACAAGUGAUGUUACACUUCCAUUUCAAGGGGUUAGAAACGAUACAUCCACCUAUUUGCCCCUUAAUCCAGAGGUUAACGAGAUUCGCUAUGUUGCUGUUGAUCCGGGCGAAGGCGACGCGCCCCUCUCGGGCUUUCUUGGUUAUCUCUAG
Bipolaris zeicola 26-R-13 is the source of this 225-nucleotide messenger RNA. RefSeq lists its product as uncharacterized. The transcript is spliced from 2 exons. Lineage: Eukaryota; Fungi; Ascomycota; Dothideomycetes; Pleosporales; Pleosporaceae. The coding region runs from base 1 to 225 and encodes 74 amino acids. The record is from RefSeq and is a predicted model, not a curated record.